CCCUUACUUGUUGAUCUUGCUUUCCACGACGACGACAUAAACCAAAACACCUCUCGAUCGUACUUUGAGUCCAAAGACACAAAAGUCUUGAUUUUUUCCUUCUUUUAAAGUUGACGCUGCACUGCCCAUCUCACCAUGGCCAGCGAAGCUCAAUUCGACGCAGCUUUAGACCUCCUCCGUCGACUCUCCCCUCUCAACGUGUCAUCCAACCUGACGGCCAUCACGAGCCUCGUGCCCGACCUAACCGAAGACCUCCUCUCGUCGGUCGACCAGCCUCUCAGCUCGGCGAGGUGCAAGAAGACGGGCCGGGACUACUUGCUGUGCGACUACAACCGGGACGGAGACUCUUACCGUUCCCCCUGGAGCAACGAGUUCGAGCCUCCACUCGACGACGCCACUUUCCCCUCGGACCGGGUGCGAAAGAUGGAGGUCGAGGCCAACAACGCGUUUGACGUUUACCGACAAAUGUACUACGAAGGGGGGACGGGGAGCGUGUACCUGUGGGACCUGGACGACGGGUUCGCCGGGGUGGUGUUGUUGAAGAAGAGCGUGGCGCGAGAGGCCGGUUGGGACAGCGUCCACGUGUUCGAGGUUGACGAACGUCGGGGGAGUGGCAACGGUGGUGGCCGGACUUGCCACUACAAACUCACUAGCACGGUAAUCUUACACCUGAAAAGUGGCGGCGGCGGCGGCGGCGGAGGUGGUGAUCAAGAGCUCAACCUCGCAGGUAGCUUGACGAGGCAGGUCGAGGCGGACCUCGUGGUCGAGAGCGCAGGCGGCCAGGGCAAGGACGGCGGACACGUGUGCAACGCCGGACGCCUGAUCGAAGACAUGGAGGGAAAGAUGAGGAACAUGCUGCAAGAGGUGUAUUUCGGCAAGGCAAAGGACGUCGUGGGGGAUCUGAGGAGCGUCGCCCCCUUGACCGGCGUCAAUCGUGACAGGCAGACGCAGAGAGACGUCAUUUCCAGUAUGGGUGGGAAGUGAUGAUCCAAAAAAGCCUUUGUUUUCAUAUCACACAUCACAUCGGCGGGCCUUUUUCACAUCACAGUAACCUCGACGCACAUCGCAUCAAAUUAUCCCAUCCCGCCUCAUGUCACCCAUCAGUGCAAUUCAAUUUCGCUUCACCCACAGCGUGGUGCUGUGUCGUCGCCAAGGGCCCGUCAACCACGACCACGUCGCAGAGACGGUGACGGGGACCAGCGGACCUUGAUACAAGGUACGUGGGAUUCCAAUUUUGGAAGACUCGACUGCACAGCUCGACGGUAUUAGGAACUCUUAAGGGACGGAAUACACACGGUGCUGGUUGAAUGGAAACAGAUACAAACUUGUGCUGGAUGGAUGGACGUAUGCGUUGCGCAUGUCAAAAGGCAACCAGGCAAAUACCUCACAUUUCCUCCGGGGCCAUGAUACCACGAGUUACCCUACAUGCCCCGGAACGACAAUGUGGAAUCAUGUGAACCAUGUACAUGUACAUUGCAGGAAAUCAUGACAAGAACGGAUUCCUCGAUCCCAGUCUAGAAUGAAUCUUGAAAGGCAC
Exophiala oligosperma is the source of this 1537-nucleotide messenger RNA. RefSeq lists its product as uncharacterized. The transcript is spliced from 2 exons. The record is from RefSeq and is a predicted model, not a curated record. NCBI's taxonomy places the organism in Eukaryota, Fungi, Ascomycota, Eurotiomycetes, Chaetothyriales, Herpotrichiellaceae. The coding region runs from base 136 to 984 and encodes 282 amino acids. Gene Ontology annotation, cellular component: cytoplasm; actin cortical patch; F-actin capping protein complex. Gene Ontology annotation, biological process: cell morphogenesis; actin cytoskeleton organization; barbed-end actin filament capping. Gene Ontology annotation, molecular function: actin filament binding.